UGAUUGGCCGCGCCGCGGGACCGGUAACCCGGAAGCGGGAGCCGGAAGCUGGUGUCGGCCGCGGGAACGGAAGAGUCCCGGCCCGUGUCCUGAGCAGCCGGCAUGGAGGGGGGCGGCAGGGCCGGCCCUGCGUGUAAACAUCACAGCCAUGGCCCCCAUCAACCUCAAGCACAGAGUUGGCAUAGCAUCCAUAAAGAUCAAUCAAAAAUACAAACAGUAUUUCCACUUGUGGAGGACUACAGUAGCUGUGAUAUUGUCAAAGCUACACAAUAUGGCAUAUUGGAGCGGUGCAAGGAAUUGGUGGAAGCAGGAUAUGAUGUCAGACAACCAGACAAAGAAAAUGUGACACUUCUUCAUUGGGCAGCAAUAAACAACAGACUGGAUCUUGUAAAGUUUUAUAUUUCCAAAGGUGCAGUAGUGGAUCAACUAGGUGGAGAUUUAAAUUCAACUCCACUUCACUGGGCCAUUAGGCAAGGGCAUUUAUCUAUGGUAAUACUGUUGUUAAAUUGUGGAGCAGAUCCCACUCUUAUUGAUGGUGAAGGAUACAGCAGCAUUCACUUAGCAGUGGUCUUUCAGCAUAUGCCCAUAAUAGCUUAUCUCAUAUCAAAAGGCCAGAGUGUAGACACAACAGAUUUCAGCGGACAAACACCUCUUAUGCUGUCAGCACAGAAAGUAAUUGGACCAGAACCCACCAGAUUUCUUUUAAAGUUUAAUCCUUCUCUCAGUGCUGUAGACAAAAUUCAGAAGAAUACUGCAUUGCAUUGGGCAGUUACAGCAGGAAAUGUUAAUGCUGUAGAGCUACUUCUGGAUGCUGGAUCUAAUUUGGACAUCAAAAAUAUCAAGGGAGACACACCGCUUGACCUUGCUCACCAUAUUCAAAAUCGCUUGAUUAUUCAUAUGCUAACUCAAGAAGAAAAAAUGAGAAUCAGAAAAAACUCCAGGUUACUCAGGAUGUUAGCAAAAUAUGAGUUUUUCCUGCUGUUGCUGUCUUCCUUGACACUGAUGUGGGCUAUAGGAUACAUAAUGGACUUGAAUUCCGAUUCUUGGCUUUUGAAAGGAAGUCUGCUUCUCUUCAUAUUUUUGGGGAUAAGUCUGCUUACAAGGCAAUUUGUGGGGCUCAAGAACCUAAAAUAUUUACCAGCAAUUUUCAUGCUAAGUUCCAUUUUUUGGGUGUCUAUGACCUGGUUUGUCUGGUUCCUGCCUGUACAUUUAGCAGACACAAUUUUCCAGAUCCCCUUCAUCCUCAGUGUGGUGGGUCUUCUUUACUAUUUCUACAAAUCAUGGAGAACUGAUCCUGGAUACAUUAAGAUUUCCGAAGAAGAAAGAAGAAAGAGUAUUGUUACUCUUGCAGAAGCUGGCCACUUGGAUUUCAGAACAUUUUGCACAUCAUGUCUUGUAAAAAAGCCUUUGAGAUCUAUGCAUUGCAUUGCUUGCAACUCAUGUACUGCUAAAUAUGACCAACAUUGUUUGUGGACUGGACAAUGUAUAGGUGUUGGCAACCAUUAUUAUUUCAUCUUGUUUCUGCUCUUCCUAACUAUGGUGGGAGUCUGGAUGGUAUAUGGAACUCUUCUCUAUUGGUCAGAACAUUGUGCAACAACUUACCAGCAAGAUGGAGCGUGGACUUAUUUUACACAGAUAGUGUCUUGUUCUCCAUGGGUUUUGUAUAUUUUUACACUAGUGUGUUUUCAUACUUCCUGGGCUUCGUUGAUGCUAAUUACUCAGCUUUAUCAGAUUGCAUUUCUGGGCUUGACCUCGCAUGAGAGACUAAAUCUCAUAAUACAAAGCAAGUGUUCUAAGCAUGCUGUUUCUCUGAGGAAAACUCCAUACAAUCACGGAUGCUUCCAGAACCUUGCAGACUUUUUUCAGUGCAGUUGCUUUGGUAUGUUCAAGCCCAACAUAAUCGACUGGACUAAACAAUAUACUCUAACAUUUCAUCCAGAAAAAGGUAAAAACGUUCACUCUGUAUGAAGAAAAGCAACAUCAAAUUAGAGCUGAGCUGAAAGCUAAAUAAAACUGGAUAUUCUUUAUAUUGUUUGCAAGUUAUUCUGAAACUCUUGCCUUAAUUUUUUAUAUUGUUACUAUUGUUUAAAUAGUAAAAUUAAAUGAUCAUAAAGUACAGCAAAACAGAAGUGAAAGAAUUGCUGUAGUGGUAUAUAUUUUCAACUGAAACCAUUUGAAAUUUCAUAUAACAAUGAGAUGUCACUCAAAAUAUAUUUUUGAGAUUUUUAUACAGCACUCCAGAAUUUUUAUUUAAUACCUUUUUGAUUAAUUUUUCAGAUUCAUGUCUACAAACAACACAUUUAAGGGAAAUAAAAUAUUUUUAACAUUUUUGAAUUGGCUAUUUCAAAAAGUUUUUAAUAGUUUUGUAUUUUUGAUAACUUAUUUGUCUUUAUACCUAUGUAAAUCUGUACAGAAUCACUGUUUAGACUUACUGUUUGCCUUCACAUUAAAUAAAUUAGCUUUCAUGCUU
Messenger RNA from Dermochelys coriacea (leatherback sea turtle), 2470 nucleotides. RefSeq names its product zinc finger DHHC-type palmitoyltransferase 13 (gene ZDHHC13). Gene Ontology annotation, biological process: protein palmitoylation. Lineage: Eukaryota; Metazoa; Chordata; Testudines; Dermochelyidae. The record is from RefSeq and is a predicted model, not a curated record. Gene Ontology annotation, molecular function: protein binding; palmitoyltransferase activity. The coding region runs from base 103 to 1968 and encodes 621 amino acids. Gene Ontology annotation, cellular component: Golgi membrane. The transcript is spliced from 17 exons.